This is a messenger RNA of Frieseomelitta varia, 2462 nucleotides long. RefSeq names its product neuronal acetylcholine receptor subunit alpha-7 (gene nAChRalpha6). The record is from RefSeq and is a predicted model, not a curated record. Gene Ontology annotation, cellular component: postsynaptic membrane; synapse; neuron projection. Gene Ontology annotation, biological process: monoatomic ion transmembrane transport; nervous system process; signal transduction. The coding region runs from base 489 to 1496 and encodes 335 amino acids. Gene Ontology annotation, molecular function: acetylcholine-gated monoatomic cation-selective channel activity; transmembrane signaling receptor activity. The transcript has 10 exons. NCBI's taxonomy places the organism in Eukaryota, Metazoa, Arthropoda, Insecta, Hymenoptera, Apidae.
GUUUCGAGAGACCAAACUCGAGAGGCCAAACUCGGCGGAACAAAACGGAAUCGAACACGGAAACGGAAGAGAUAUCACGGUGUAGGGGUUCGAGGAUCGUCGACGAUCUCGGGGUUAAAAAAAGUUACGGCGCGUUUCCGGACGCCUCGUGGCCCGAGAGGGACUAAGAUUUUCAGAAUGUUUCAGAGACGACCAUCCCCCCACACGGCGGCUAUGUCGUCGAUCGCGUGAAACGAAUUUACGCGCGUUUCGCACGACGCUUGCCUAUCCCCUCAAUUUUUCGCACGACGAAAUUAUUCCCUCCCCCGCCCUCCGAGUACAUAGAAUAUAAAGCGUAAAGACGUGCGGAUGAGGGUUUCGACGGGACGUACCAAACAAACGUGGUGGUCACGCAUAACGGCAGUUGCCUGUACGUUCCUCCGGGCAUCUUCAAGAGCACUUGCAAGAUAGACAUCACUUGGUUCCCCUUUGACGACCAACACUGUGACAUGAAGUUCGGAUCCUGGACCUACGACGGCAACCAGGUCGACCUCGUGCUCAGCUCGGAGAAGGGCGGCGACCUGUCCGACUUUAUCACGAACGGAGAGUGGUACCUGAUCGGAAUGCCGGGCAAGAAGAACACGAUAACGUACCAAUGCUGCCCGGAACCUUACGUCGACGUCACCUUCACCAUACAGAUUCGCAGGAGGACCCUGUAUUAUUUUUUCAACCUGAUCGUGCCGUGUGUCCUGAUAUCAAGCAUGGCCCUCCUGGGCUUCACCCUGCCGCCAGAUUCCGGGGAGAAGCUCACCUUAGGAGUGACCAUUCUGCUGUCGCUGACAGUUUUCCUGAACCUCGUGGCGGAAAGCAUGCCGACCACCUCGGACGCUGUCCCUCUAAUAGGGUCGUACUUCAAUUGCAUCAUGUUCAUGGUGGCGAGCAGCGUCGUUUUGACGGUGUUGGUGCUCAACUUUCAUCACAGAACGCCGGACAGAUACAUCAUGCCGCAGUGGAUUAAAACGGUGUUUUUACAAUGCCUGCCGUGUUUACUGCGCAUGAGUCGUCCAGGGAAGAAGAUCACAAAGAAGAACAUUCUAGGAGGCAACCGAAGAGGAAAGAGCAUAGAACUGAAGGAGAAGAGUAGCAAGAGUUUGCUGGCGAAUGUUUUAGACAUCGACGAUGACAUCCGUCACAAGAAUAGCGCGGCAAAUCCUCCUUCCGGUUACAUAAGGUCGGCGUUCGGUACACCAAUAUCUACCGGGAGGCCAGCAACGGUCGAAGAUACAUCGGCAUCGUUACCACUCAGCGGGAUGCAGGAGGAAUUGCACACGAUACUCAAAGAACUGCGAUUCAUCACAGAUCGCAUGAAAAAGGCGGAUGAGAGCGACGAGAUCAUUAGCGAUUGGAAAUUCGCCGCUAUGGUGGUGGACAGGCUUUGUUUGAUCGUCUUCACGUUGUUCACGGUUUUGGCCACGAUAGUGAUAUUGUGUCGUGCGCCACACAUAAUCGUCCAAUAAAUAGACUGCCCCGGUCAAGUCACCGAAAAAAUGCACAAAAAAUGCCAAAGAAACGACGACACGUGAGUUUCAAGGAGGCUGCCACGGCGGAACGACCACGAGGAAGGAGAGCGCGUAAACGACUCGCCCUUUCUUCACCGCUGCUCUCUGCCUAUCUCCGUCCCUGUUCCCUUGUUUCCUUCCGCGGCGGGAAGGAACCUCUGGAACGGGGAGACUGCACGAGCGCGAGGGACCGUGCUCUUCCAAUGCUCGACGGGCGAGCCUCCUCCCGGUGGAGUGGACAGCAAGGGGAGAGAAGACAGGGAAGAAGCGAAGAAAAGGAAGAAGGAAGUGACCGGAAGAGGAGGAAUCUCUCUUCGUCGUUGGGUUAGGUUCUCGCUUGCCGACCAAAUUACCCAAUUGUUACCGUGUUUCGUUCGAUUUCGCGAAACGUCCCCCUCGCACGGGAAAAGAACCGCGAGUGGAGAGCGCGAUAGGGACCGCGAGAGAGAGAGAGAGAGAGAAAGAGCACGAAACUCGACGCUCGCACUCGAAGGCGAUAUACACACAUACACACACGCACACACACACAUACACACACAAUCUCAUAGGUAGACGUGUUCAUACGCGGACAAAGAGGAGAGCAAAUAGGAGGGCGCCCCCUCCCCCCUCCCUCUUGACACGUUAAACACUGUUGACAAUACACGGCCACGUUGUGCGUUCACUUUCUUCGGCUGAACCUUUUCCCCGUUUUCGGAAACCUAAUAAUUGUAACGCAGUCGCUUUCUCUUCAACAAUCUCCUCUCACCCUUUCUCUCUAUCGAUCUCUCUCCGGGAUAGGUGAUCGACGCUCGGCCGUCGUACUCGGCGAUACCCGUGAUAAAACUUUUAAAUUACCGCGUCCCUCGUUUAUCGAAUAAGCUCCGGGGACGCCGGACUCGUUCGAGGCCGUAUUACAUACAACGCGGGGAGAAAGUCGUACGGAGA